Molecule: messenger RNA, 579 nt
Organism: Acanthosepion pharaonis
Lineage: Eukaryota; Metazoa; Mollusca; Cephalopoda; Sepiida; Sepiidae
Source: the annotation of a GenBank genome assembly
AUGUCCCAGCUUUAUUCCUUCAAGGCUGUAGAAGAUUCCGCUUUCAGCAACCAAAUAAUAAUGCUUCAGAGACGACUUCAUGUCCCAGCUUUUUAUUCCUUCAAGGCUGUAGAAGAUUCCUUUCAGCAACCAAAUAAUAAUGUUUCAGAGACGACUUCAUAUGUCCCAGCUUUUUAUUCCUUCAAGGCUGAAGAUUCCUUUCAACAACCAAAUGCUUUAUUCCUUCAAGGCUGUGAAGAUUCCUUUCAGCAACCAAAUAAUAAUGCUUCAGAGACGAUUCCUUCAAGUCCCAGCAGCAAAAUUUAUUCCUUCAAGUCUGUGAAGAUUCCUUUUCAGCAACCAAAUGGUAAUGCUUCAGAGACGACUUACAGUCCCAGCUUUAUUCUUCAAGGCUGUAGAAGAUUCCUUUCAGCAAACCAAAUGGUAAUGCUUCAGAGACGACUUCAUGUCCCAGCUUUAUUCCUCCUUCAAGGCUGUAGGUAUUUCUUUCAGCAACCAAAUGGUAAUGCUUCAAGACGACUUCAUGUCCCAGCUUUUUUCCUUCUUCAAGGCUGUAGAUUCCUUUCAGCAACCAAAUAA